UGAAAUGCUUGGUGUACUCCAAAAUGACGACAAAGUGAUUCAUAUUUGACUCAUAAACCGGAAAGUACUUUGGGCAACUAUUCAUCUCUUUGUGUUGGAACUGUUACUUUUACUACAAACUACAAAGCCAAUAUCGACCACAGUUAAAUGAGUGAAGUAAUACUGAAAAAGGCUAUAAAAUCAACGAGUUAUGAGAAAUAUCAAUUGAUCCUUUCUCUUUAAGAUCAUCGAGCACUGAACAGACAAGGAGGUGAGGGACCAUUCAUUUAAAAUUAGCGUUAAAUCAUUUCAACCGGGAAAUUUAAUGUGAAGUCAUCAAUACAGAGUAGCUAGACAGAUUAUUCUAGACGGCGCUCAAAAUGAAAACAAUAUUCCGACCGUAAUAAGUCACGCUAAAUGAAACGACAGUAUUUUUCACUUAAAAUUGACAACUGAACUAAUAAACCGCUCAAAGGGAAGUUUGCUAGAAUCAAACUAUCCUCAUCGAAAUUUCUAACUUCCUUCCUCUUGGAUUCAAGGAGCUCCAUACUCAAACAUAAGAAAUAUUCAGUCAUGAUAGUUAUUGACGUGACUGGGAUGACCCUCAUAAGGUUCUAGAACCAAUUGGAUAUCUUGUAUCUAAAACUAAGUAACUUUGUAACAAGUAAACAAACUGGUAACUUCUGGAAUACUGUUUAUAAGCUGCCUAUUAAAGAUUAAAUCGCUCCGGAGGUAAAUGAAAGAAGCUUUUGCGGAUCACUCUUAUGAAAGGAAAAAAGGGUAAACUUCUAGAAAAUUUACAGAGUUGUUUUAAAACAUCUCGCGUGCGAAUCAGUUAUUCAUGCACGUUUGAAUUUCCUUGUGGGUGUACGCUUGAUCACUGCGCACGGCUGUAAUCUCAGUUCGAUGCAGAAAGCGUGGCUUCUAAAGCUCAGAGAACACGUGCUUAAUCAUCCAACUGGAAAAACCACCACAGGUCAGAAAUCUCAACAGUAUAGCGCGUUUGUUUUAUUCAGACGAUGGAACGAGUGUAUUUAUUUCAACUCGGAAAAGCAAUACCGCACUUAUAUUGAAGAUAGUUCUUCGUUCGGCAUUCGUCUGUCCACGAAUGGAAAAGAACAAGCGAUGGAGGCCAUUCAGAGGCAGUCAACUCACAAAGCAAUCAAAGAAAGCUCUACAGAUCAGUUUACUGGCAUGCCGAGUUCAACCGAGAUCAAGUCAACUCCGAUGCCUCCAAUGGGUUCCAUAGCUCAGCGUUCACCAAAGUGUGCUCGGUGCCGAAAUCACGGGGUGAUAUCCAUACUCAAAGGACACAAACGGUUCUGUAAAUGGCGAGAUUGUGCAUGCGCGGAUUGCAAUCUCAUAGCUGAAAGACAAAGAGUAAUGGCCGCACAAGUGGCGCUCAGACGACAACAAGAGAGUGAGGAGGUUGGACAUCUUUCCUACGGCGCAGUACAGUUGUGUUUUAAUCAAAAUCUACAAAAGACACCAAGAAUCAUUCCACCCUCACCAACGUCCCCAAAGGAAGCUCAACUGCCAAGAACCGCAAGUUUGUCUUCUCGAUCAAGCUCGCCAAACAUUGACGAUACCAACAAUGAGCUAGGGUCUCCUGCAAGCAGCGCAAACGAUGAAUUUCCAAUGGAUAACAACACUGAAGGUUUCUCCACGAGAUGGAAACGUGAACGAGACGACGAUGAAGAUGAGCGGCGCCUGAGAAUGUCACCAGAAUCAAAAAGACAGAGACACGACAAGAUAUCUCUACAAAAUGGUGAGAGCAAAGUCAUGUCAAGCUCUGAUCAUUCCAGGUUCAUGAACAUCCUUACACGGCUCUUUCCAGAGCAAAAAAGAAACGUUCUGGAGUUAAUUCUAAAGGGUUGUGGAGGUGACGUUAUCCAGACAAUAGAGACCGUUCUUCCAAGUCACGAGGAAGCCCUUGCUCGGGGCCAGUUACUUGCCACUGUACCCAGGGGUCUCUUUCCCGGGCCUCCCCCGCCAUCUGGCUAUUCAGCCUUCCCGCCCAUGUCUCCCACUCUUUCUCACAAUAUUCCAUUGAGCGCUGUAGAGUACCACGCAGCUUCCAAAUGUGCGAGUGGCCAAUGUCCCGGGUGUGUGUAUUACCCAGGAGCCGGUCCUAUGCCAGUACUCAAGGAUCCGACUAAGCGUCAGACCGCGGACGUACAGUCUAAGCUGAUACCGUCCAUCUCCGAGCACAACUCUUUGCCGAUUUCAACUAUGCCUGGUUUGACUAAAAUUCCGCAUCUUGAAGAUACGCGGUAUAGCCAAAGUAUGCGGUCAGCAACUGCUGCACUAAUAACCAUGAGCUCGGCUGGAAGAGUGUUUCCUGGGGACCGACUACCACAAAGGAAUGAUCGUAGCCCUCCGAACCAUUCUCCCCGCGCCUCUCCCAAAAGUGAGGCUGACGAAAAGCCCCUUCAGUCAACGCUAUCGUGGAGAGCAGGGCUCAGUUAUAAACUGUGGAUGUCGCAGAGUGUGUCGAAAACGAAAACCGUACUGUAUCAACCAACAAUGUCUGAAGAUGCUCGAGGCGAUGACAGUGUACCUCGGUAUCCUCGCUGUGCAAGAUGUCGGAAUCAUGGCGUAGAAUCAAUUUUGAAAGGACAUAAGCGAUUCUGUCAAUGGAAAGACUGCUCCUGUUCAAAAUGCAGCUUAAUAAUUGAGCGACAGCGCCUGAUGGCGGCGCAAGUGGCGCUAAAACGGGAGGAGGACGAGGCAACACCGCCAGCGCCCACGGUGGUAGGCCAGUUUCGGAACACUGCUGUCAGCGUGGACCCCGGCUGUGUAAUGUACAGGUCAGAAGCGACGGGUUCGAAUGAGGCAUUACCGAGUAUCAUAUGUUCAGCAACUGUACAGUUCGAUGCAAACAAUAACACAGCUUUGAGUGAUGUUGAUCCAGCCAUAACUGAGGAGGCGAGAAUCACCAAACACUCUUCGCUUUCAUCGGCGCCAGGCCUAAAGCGUAAGUUCUCGGAAAUGGAAUCCUCGUAUCCCUCCCCCCCUGAGGCAGGAGAUGACAGUGUAUUUUAUGACAGUGAUGACACAAACGGCGAAACAAAUGAUUACAUCCGGGAAUACAAAGAGCCAGCUAAUCACCCUACAGAACGAGCUUUGACUCAUACGGAUGACAGCACCAAUGAGAAUCUGAGGAGUCCUGGAAACCAGAAUCAAAGCUAUCAAGGAAGACUGCAUCCGCUAGAGCUCCUUACCAGACUCUUCCCAACUCAGAAGCGGAGUGUGCUGGAGCUCAUUUGGAAAGGUUGUCAUGGAGACGUAUUGAGAGCAAUAGAAUGUGUACUUCCGAGUCAUGAAAAAGCAAUGGCUUCUCUUAACUCACCUGAAAAUCCUGUGAUGCACUACGCUGCAGGAAUGCAUCCAGGCUUUAUUACUCGCCAAACCCGACCUCCUUACCAAGGCCCUGUGGGACCUGCACCCGCACGCUAUCAUAUCUAUGGUACGGCACCAGGAUUCUCAUACCCCAUGGUCGAGUAUCUACAUCAUCAAAAGCGCAGCCUGGGACAAAACUGUGCAGUCAAUGACAAUGAGCUUGCAUAUAGUAUGGUUCAGGGUAGUGAACAAACCAAUAUUGUGGGAAAAGUUUGUCCGGAAUGUUCGACUAAGUGUCAGCCGAGCAGUAACUUUUGCAGUUCGUGUGGCAAGUGUUUUAAAGAGACAUAGUUACUAAAAAUUGUUUGAAUUUAAGAAAAUUUUCCAAAUGACGGUGUAUCUGCGCACAGAGGCAAAUAUUACUUGUAUUGAAAUUUAGCUUGAUGUACCACGACUAGCUUAAGGACAAAGCUGAAUUCUUUGGUUCUAAUUCACUAAUAAAACGUUUUGACGCCUGUGAGAAAACCUAAAGAGUGUCCCCGCGAAGUCGGCAAGACAGGGGGGGAGUUCUCUGAGUUGUCAUGCGUGAAUUUUUCCCUCGGCCCCUUAAUGGAGGAGCCAUGCAACUUAAGUGAGUUUUUUGUUACUUGUGUUGAUUAAAAGAUCAUUAUAUUUAUCUA
Molecule: messenger RNA, 4001 nt
Organism: Pocillopora damicornis (cauliflower coral)
Lineage: Eukaryota; Metazoa; Cnidaria; Anthozoa; Scleractinia; Pocilloporidae
Product: doublesex and mab-3 related transcription factor 3, truncated
Biological process (GO): sex differentiation; regulation of transcription by RNA polymerase II
Cellular component (GO): nucleus
Molecular function (GO): protein binding; DNA-binding transcription factor activity, RNA polymerase II-specific; RNA polymerase II cis-regulatory region sequence-specific DNA binding
Source: RefSeq, a predicted model, not a curated record